Messenger RNA from Pocillopora damicornis (cauliflower coral), 1582 nucleotides. RefSeq lists its product as uncharacterized. The record is from RefSeq and is a predicted model, not a curated record. NCBI's taxonomy places the organism in Eukaryota, Metazoa, Cnidaria, Anthozoa, Scleractinia, Pocilloporidae.
CGCUUUUAUUGCGUGCUUUCCAUGAAAUGAUCAAGUGCGCAUUACAUGAUUUCUAUCUAUAGCAAUUUAAUACAGGGUAUCUAACUGAUAAUUAUUUAAAAUAUACUAUGAUGAAAUUAAAAUAUACAACAUAUGUUAAGAUACUAGUAAUUAUCGUGAUAUUUGAUACUGACUUCCUCUCCUGGAUUGCAAAACUGAUGUGAUCCGAAUGUGGUUUGAGAGCAAAAUCCCACCCUUCACUGUCCUUGACUGCGGAUUUCCUUUCAACUUAUUUGAACCAGUUCUACACACAAAAUGGGUCUUUUUUUUUAUUGUCGGAAAGGUAGAUGUAUCAACUUUGUCCUGGGGUAUCUUCACCUCUUAGAGCUCGGGUUAAAUGAAUUUAUCCUGAAAUAAAGUACAAGAUAAUCUUGAUCAUAGAUAUUUUCCUGGUAGGAAUAUGACCGAGUAAUAAUCAAAACACCAAAAAUAACUCAACGAUGAAAUAUUAUAUUCAAUUUCUGCCAAUUAUCAAGAAAUAACCUCAAAUGGUCUUUGUUUCGAGGGAGUAUUAUGGAUUAUAUCAAGAGAUUCCCACCAAAAUUACCCGCCUUUAAGCAAAUCAGUGAUAUUUUAACAACCUGUCGCGCUUGAUUAAUGACCAAUACUGUCACCAGCUCGAAGAACUACAGCCGGCAGUACCAGAAGCUCCGAGGAAUUUCCCAACGCAGCGGCGGAGCUCUGAAGACAUUAUUCUGACUUGCAAAUCUUAAUGAGUGUCAUUCAAAGCCUAUUUAAGCUGCUCUCAUGGAUUGCAAUUGUAGCAACAACUGUUGUUGACCUUGUUCCUCUAAACAGGCAUGGCCGAGUGUCCACAAUGAGAACUGAGCCUUCUGGAAGAGCCUUGAAAGAUCCUUCGUCUUCAAGACCUUUAGGUAACAGCGACAUAACUAAACUCCUGGAGGACCUAGACAAUCAAACGGAAGCCAUCAAGACUGGUCAAGAGAUAGGCGAAGAACUUUUAGGCGAGAAAAACCAUACCAGAUUAAAGGAAGAUGAAGUGGAAACAAUUGAUGGUAGUUUAUUUGAGUAUUCUAAUGAUGAGAGCAAAGGAGAAGACUUUCCAGCGGAAGUCAAAGAUGACUCCUCACAGGCUGUGAGUAUAACAGGAGCUCCUGCGCUGGUCGAUAGAGACGGAGUUCCAGACAAAACAACAGCCCUUGAGAGCGGGGCUUCUUAUUUAGCUGGCAAGCCCCUGUUGAUGCUCAAUAACAAAAGUGAAGACCUAGAUGUAAGCAAAUGGUUUCUGUACUACCCAAUCUCGACGGAAUCUGAUGAGCAAAGAGCAUAAUCAUUAAGCGUUAUUAUUGCAACGUAUAUGUAGUUGCGUACGUCGAACGGUAUUUGCGAGAACUACAUUUCUCUUGUUAGUUCUUUACCUCAUGAGAAGUCGAAUUUUGGAUAAGAAACAUAAGGUCUCAGCACUCGUUUAGGAGGUAAAGCACCUCGAGGAUAUCAGAAGUGAGUAUACCAAGUGAGCUAAAAAGCUACCUGGGAGUUGGUCAUUAUAUUGGUUCUUAAUAAAAGUGAAUUGAUGGAUAAA